AUGUUCAAAACGAUGAGGAAUUAUUUCAUGCUAAAUUUUAAAAGAAACUAUCGACACUAUUCAAGAAAGAAAAACAUAAACAACAUAAACCGAAAAAUAAACGACCCUUAUAGUGACCUGUACAAAAUGAACUAUUACGGAAACAAUUUCAAAAGACUUCCAAAUAAGAAAACCAAAUCGAAUGAAUACGAGCUGAUCAGAACGUCCAGUAACACCUUUACCUACUCGUCCCCAUACCCCCCAAACAUUAACUACACCUUGAAACCCUAUCCUGAUUCGGCGAAGGAUUUCUACUACGAAAACAGAAAAUAUGUGAUGAAAUACAAAAACGUGGAAUACAUUCCUAUUAAGAGAAUGGUGUGUAAGGGGACAUGCAGACGAACCAACUGGGACACAUACUACUUGAGGGUUGAAAAUUCUCAAGGGGCAAAAAAAAAAAAAAAUCACAGAGUUGGGAAAUCGCAAAGUAGGGAAAUCGCAAAGUUGGAAAAUCACAGAGUUGGAAAUUUCAAAAUUGCAACGUUGCGCAGUUGCAAAAAAGUGAGCGGCAAAACGUACUACACGUAUGCUCAACUGUGA
Molecule: messenger RNA, 579 nt
Organism: Plasmodium cynomolgi strain B
Lineage: Eukaryota; Apicomplexa; Aconoidasida; Haemosporida; Plasmodiidae
Exons: 2
Coding region: 1-579 (192 amino acids)
Source: RefSeq, a predicted model, not a curated record